ACAACGAGAGCUUUACUCGAGAAAUACAAGAAUCAAAAUGGCUGCCAGCUCUGAUGUGGACGUGAGUAGUUCCCUCGAUCAAGAAGAGGAUCCUCUGACUGAAUUAACUGACCAGGAGCUUUAUAACUUGGUUCAGGAGACAAUACACGCCAAUGAAGUGCUUAGAAAUGAGACUUCCAUGUUUGAAAAGUUUCUUAAAAGAGUCGAUCCUAAAGACUUGGGGAUGCAGUCAUCAGCCCCAACUACUGUACAACCUACUAUAGAAACACCACACAGAGGACUGAAAAAGAGAUCAAGAUCGAGGGGGCCAUCGCUUGAUAGGCAUUUAAAGUUGAGUGCUGAACAAAAAUGUGAUAUUGCACAGAGAGAGCUUGAAGAACUGCGAGACGAGAUCCAGAAACUUGGAGAUGAGUCAGAAAAAAUUCUAGAUAACUAUAAAGCAAUAAUGGAAGAAGGAGAAAUCAGAACUGCAGAAAUCAAGAAGACAUCCUAUGAGUUUGAAAGAGAUAUAGUUAAAGGAGCUAUCAAUCAAAGAACCAACAAGGUGAUAGCUGAGAGGGUGACAAGAUACUUUGAGGAUAAACUUAGAUCUCGAGACACCUUGAUAGAGAAGCUAAGACUGAAAAAUUCCACUUUAAAAGUCCAAAAAAGAAAACUACACAUGCAACUAAAACAGAAAGAGGAAAUGGGAGAAGUGUUGCAUGAAGUAGAUUUUAAUCAGCUGAAGAUUGAAAACCAGCAGUACUUAGAGAAGAUUGACGAGAAGAACCAAGACCUCCUGAGACUAAAACUAAUGACUGGUAAUGUGCAACAAAUACUAAACACAUACAAGAAAAAACUUCACACCCUGACAAUGGAAUCUGACAGGUUAAAAACAGAGAUACUGCAAAGAAAUGAAUUACUCUAUAAAAUUGAUGCCGAAAAUCAUUUGGUUGAUAAGGAUAAAUCAACGUCUGAGAAGCUGAAUGCUAAGCUGAAGCAGCAGUUGACAGAUUACAAAGUGCCUGAUGUAAUGGAUUAUGUAGGAGAAAGAGCCAAGCUCUAUGAGCUGAACAAAGUGGUCAAAAUGUGGCAACGAAAAGUGGAGAUUGCAGAGAUGGCUUUACAAACCAACAAGAAGACCUGGCAUAAGCUUCUUGUCUCAGCACAAGAUGACAUGAAUCAAUGGCUUGCUCAGUAAGACAUUAUAACAUGGCCACAUGUAAAUACCAAACAAGUGUAACAUACUGUAUUUAUAAUAGAAGUAAAAAUGCAUUUUCAAAAUUAAAAAACAAACUAAACACAAAA
This is a messenger RNA of Actinia tenebrosa (Australian red waratah sea anemone), 1287 nucleotides long. Its product is annotated as cilia- and flagella-associated protein 263. Gene Ontology annotation, biological process: cilium assembly. Gene Ontology annotation, cellular component: ciliary basal body; axoneme. The record is from RefSeq and is a predicted model, not a curated record. Lineage: Eukaryota; Metazoa; Cnidaria; Anthozoa; Actiniaria; Actiniidae.